AUGAGAGAGCAGAACCGGGACUCUCGAAGGUGUCCGAAGUGGGAACCACUGCCGGCACUCUUGCCGUUAACGAUAGGACAACAUUGGCUUUCGUCGGAACCAGAUUUAGACAAUUAUAGCGCCGUAAUCAUGGAUGAGGCGCACGAACGCAGUCUCGACACCGAUGUCUUGUUUGGCAUUCUUCGCAAUGUUGUCGCCCGAAGAACAGAUCUCAAACUGAUCGUUACGUCGGCAACGAUGGACGCCUCGAAGUUUGCCCUAUUCUUCGGCAACGUUCCCGUCUUCAUAAUCCCCGGACGCACUUUUCCCGUACAACUCUACUUCUCGAAGAAUUCGUGCGAAGACUACGUCGACGCAGCCGUCAAACAGACGCUUCAAAUACAUUUGGGAGGACUUCCCGGAGAUAUACUGGUGUUUAUGCCGGGACAGGAGGACAUUGAGGUCACGUGCGAAGUGAUCGCCGAACGGCUCAAGACAUUAUCGGAGACCUCGCAGACAGAAACGCCCGAACUGUCAAUACUUCCCAUAUAUUCUCAAUUGCCGUCCGAUUUACAGGCGAAGAUCUUUCAGAAGGCUGAAGACGGUCUACGCAAGUGUAUUGUGGCCACGAAUAUCGCCGAAACAUCGCUUACAGUGGACGGCAUUAUGUUUGUGGUGGACGCCGGCUAUUGCAAGCUUAAG
Messenger RNA from Medioppia subpectinata, 681 nucleotides. The record is from the annotation of a GenBank genome assembly. Lineage: Eukaryota; Metazoa; Arthropoda; Arachnida; Sarcoptiformes; Oppiidae.